GUCACUGGGCCAGCCCCUGGGGGAAAAACGAGCGCUCAGCUCCCGCCGGGGCACAGCCUGGCCCCGCGCUCGCCCCGCAGCCCCGGAGGAUGCUGAGCCAUGGUCCCCUCUGCCACCGCCCUGGCGCUGUGCCUGGCACUGCUCCUUGCCUGCCCCACGCACGGUGAGGAGCUGCCGAGCCCCCGGGCCGUGCGCUUCGCCGCGCGGACGGGCUGGCACCUGCUGCGGUGGGAGCCGGGGCACGGCUGCCCCAGCGACGCCCGCUACGAGGUGGAGUACAUCGUCUAUGGCGCGGGAACCCCCUGGACAGCCGUCCCAGGGUGCAGGAACACCUCGGAGCACUCCUGCGACCUCACCCGCUACACCCCGGACCCGGAGCGGCGCUACCACGCGCGGGUCAGGGCCGUGGCUGGGAACCACACGUCCUCCUGGCAAAGGACCCACGGAUUCUUCCCACAGCAAGCUGGCGUGCACCUGGUGGGCCAGAGCCUCUCCGUGAUGGGCAACUCCAUCCAGGUGCGGCUGCUCCUCCACGCCGGGAACACCAGCCUGGAGCACAGCGACUUCCAGAAGGAAAUGACUCGGUACCACGUGUACAUCAGGAGGACACGGGACAACCACACGGUCACCAUGGUGAAGAACAGCACCGAGUUCACCCUCAGGGAGCUGUUCUGGGUGACAGAGUACUGCCUGAGCGUGGAGCCCAGCAUGGCCCACAGGCCCGUCCCCGCCAGGCGCAGUGGCGAGCAGUGCAUCACCACCGGCCACAGGGACAGGAGCGCAGAGCUUCUCCCGGACAUCCUCAGCUCCUCCUUCAUCAUCCUCUCCUUGCUGGGCCUCCUGGGGGCUCUGCUGGCGUGCACCUACAUAAGGAAACCUGUGAGGACUCCGUCCGCUCUGAAAUCCUUCAUGAAGCAGAGCUCGCUCUGGUUGGAGCACGAGCCCCCAUCCUCGGGCAGCCUGGAUGCAGACCCCAUCCAGCAGCUCUUCCUGUGCCAGAAGGAGCCCCAGCUGGGCGGCAGCCCUGGCAGCAGCACCAGCACGGCCCAGCUGCCCCUGGAGCAGGGCUGGAUGCUCCCAGCAUGGCCCAAGGACCAGCUGGGCCCCGUGGGGAGCAGAGACAGCAGCAGCACCAGCACCGACAGUGGCAUCUGCCUGCACGUCCCCUCCUCUUCCUCUUCUUCCUCCUCCUCCUCCCUGAGCUGCUCCACGGGCCCCGAGCCCCAGGGCUACAGGCAGCAGCUGCCCACGGCCGAGGACAGCGGGGCGGGCUUGGAGAGCCCCUGCCCUGCUCCGGGGAACGCCAGCCCAGGGCAGCCCGGGCUGUGCCCUGCCACCGGCCAGGCAGACGUGGAGUUCCGGGGGUACCUGCAGCAGUCCAAGGGCACCGUGGAGCCACAGAGGGCCCCAGGCAAGGCAGAGCCCCUCUCGGGCCGUGCAGGGUCCGUGCAGGGCCUGGGCAGCACCGACACCGUGCUGGACAUGGAGUGCUCCGAGCUGGCUGUGUCCAAAGGGUAUUUGAAGCAGUCCUCCCCUGAGCAUCCCCUGACACAGGACCUUGCUGCGUGGGGAGCUCCUUCCUGUGACUUCUCCAGCCAGGUGGGGCUCCAAGGCUCCACUCUGCUGAGCUGGGCAGCCCCAGGUGCUCCACUGACCCCCAAAGCCAGCCCUGAUCUGAAAACUCCCUUCGACCUGAACAUCUUCAACAACGCUGCCUUCCCAGGCACUCUGCUGCUCGUGCCCAGCCUCAGCUCCAGCUGGAUCACAGCCCUGGGCCAGCUCAGCGGGGACAGCAAGGACAGCCACCUGUGACCCAUCCCUGGGGCCACCAGCCCUGGGGACAGCAAGGACAGCCGCCUGUGACCCAUCCCCUGGGGCCACCAGCCCU
This is a messenger RNA of Lonchura striata (white-rumped munia), 1888 nucleotides long. RefSeq names its product interleukin 10 receptor subunit alpha (gene IL10RA). Gene Ontology annotation, biological process: cytokine-mediated signaling pathway. The record is from RefSeq and is a predicted model, not a curated record. Gene Ontology annotation, molecular function: cytokine receptor activity; protein binding. NCBI's taxonomy places the organism in Eukaryota, Metazoa, Chordata, Aves, Passeriformes, Estrildidae. Gene Ontology annotation, cellular component: plasma membrane.